Molecule: messenger RNA, 744 nt
Organism: Branchiostoma belcheri (Belcher's lancelet)
Lineage: Eukaryota; Metazoa; Chordata; Leptocardii; Amphioxiformes; Branchiostomatidae
Product: salivary glue protein Sgs-3-like
Exons: 3
Coding region: 226-744 (172 amino acids)
Source: RefSeq, a predicted model, not a curated record
CCACAUGAAAAGUUGCACGACAAGUUUUACUGUCAAAACAACUCAUGAGGUGGCGAAGCAUGAGUCACAUAUCAAACAGGGUGUCGUCAACACAUGCAACUGUUGUAUUUGACUUCUAUUAACACCAGCCAACGACGAAGAACCACUAUAUCGACAAGGCUGUUCCUUGGAGCCAUCAGUAGGCUCUGCCUAUCAGGCUGAAACCACCAAGAGACUUACAAAGCCAUGGAAGAAGGGAAGGAAGAACCUGUGACGGACAAGCCUGGGACACACAAGCAUGGGACAGACAAGCCUGGGACAGACAAGCAUGGGACAGAGAAGCCUGGGACAGAUGAAUGUGGGACAGACAAGCCUGGGACAGACAAGCAUGGGACAGAUGAACAUGGGACAGACAAGCAUGGGACAGAGAAGCCUGGGACAGAUGAAUGUGGGACAGACAAGCCUGGGACAGACAAGCGUGGGACAGAUGAACGUGGGACAGAUGAACCCGGGACUGACAAGUCUGGGACAGACAAGUCUGGGACAGACAAGCCUGGGACAGACAAGCCUGGGACAGAUGAACGUAGGACAGAUGAAUGUGGGACAGGUAAACCUGGGACAGACAAGCCUGGGACAGCUAAACAUGUGACAGACGACGACAAUGCUGUGAUUGGACCCUUGAAACUUUGUGUUGGGCAAGAAAAGGCAAGUCUAUUCAGUUCUUUUACACUUAACAUCAGUCUAGGUGGGUCAUUAAGGUCUUAA